Molecule: messenger RNA, 520 nt
Organism: Dentiscutata erythropus
Lineage: Eukaryota; Fungi; Glomeromycota; Glomeromycetes; Diversisporales; Gigasporaceae
Source: the annotation of a GenBank genome assembly
AUGGUCAAUUUUUUAAAGCCCUUUGAAGAAAUUACAAGACAUAUUUGUGGAUCAAAGUAUUCUACUUUAAACCUUGUAUAUUCUUAUAUUCGAACUUUAAAAAAUAAAUUUGCACCUAAAGAAGAAAAUAAUGAAUUCUUUGAAGAUUGGAUUAAUCUAAUUUAUGGCCCAGAAAAUUUAGAUACUAAUAGCGAUUCAAGUUUAAAAUUAGAAGAUUCUAAUACUGUGGAAUAUUUAUUACCUGUAAAUUGUUUCGGGCUUCUAAAAAAAGCACGGGCUGCUAUAUUUUUGUCAAUUGAUAAAUUAUGGAGUACAUCUAACUUAAUAGGUUUAAAAGCAUCUAUUUUAGAUCCCAGAGCAAUAAAAUUACUUCCAUUUGCCACAGUUCAAGAGCAUGAAGAAACCAAAGCCCAAGUUCGUGCUGAAUUAUUAUUACUUAAAACACAAUCAAAUAUUUUAAGUAACACUAAAAUAGAAAGAAGCCCGGUAACUACUGAUGAAGAUCCUCAGGAUUCUCUAA